CUUUGUUCGUCUAAUACGAGUCUCGAACCUCGAACCUCGCGACUGUUGCAAUCCAUGUCUGUAAUCUGAUGACAUGAGGGGCCGUGAUCUCCUGCUUCCUGCACUGACGGUCACACUGUGCCGGGCCAGUGAGACCUCAUUCAGCGUUAACGACGAUGUGUUUGCAUUUCCGCAGUACAAUGUCGAAUUCCUCAAGUCAUACAUCCUAGAAACCGACGCCAGGAGUCUACUCCAAGGUGACAGCGACGCGAACGAUUGGCAUGGCCAUGGCCGUACAGAACAAGAUGCCGCCGCCCAGGGAACAUCUGCACCAUGGUCCAGCGACGUGUCGCCCUUCCUCUCGAACCAGAAUCCGGGUUCUUUAGAAACUGACGACACCGAUCCCAAUCCCAACACCGACUCCCCCUCCAACUUACCAGGAACCUUCGAAAGACUCGUCCUCCAAGGUCGCUCUCACCUCUGCCACAUCCCUACAGUCGACCCGAUUUCGCCGAAUGAGACUGAAAAAAUGCCUUCAGCGGCUGAUCGAGAGAAAGAGCUAGAUCGUGCGGUGGCACGAGGGGCAGAAUUACUACAAGAUAUGACGUCGAAUCAGUGUCUGUAUUAUUCGACUGGCUGGUGGACGUAUUCGUUUUGUUACGAUUCGCAAAUCACACAGUUUCAUGCUUUGCCAUUGGGAGCGAAUGGGAGAUCGUGGCCGCCGCAGGAGGAUCCAGAGACGCCGAGUUAUGUUUUGGGGAAAUAUCAGAGACAACAGGAUAAGAAGGGGGCGGAACAGCAACAGCAGCAGCAUGAUCUACAGAAGGCGCCGAAACAGGAGCAGAAACGGAAUACGCAACCUUUUGGGUUGUCAACCGAGGUGCAAACGAAAGCAGAGACUAACUAUCUGGUCCAACGAUUAGAAGGGGGGACUCCAUGUGAUCUCACGGGGAAUGAUCGCAAGAUCGAGGUGCAGUUUCACUGUAAUCCGCAGUUGACUGAUCGGAUCGGAUGGAUCAAGGAGACGGCGACGUGUGCAUAUCUCAUGGUCAUCUACACUCCGAGGUUGUGUAAUGAUGUGGCAUUUCAACCGCCGAAGGAGAGUCGUGCCUUUCCUGUCACUUGUCGUGAGAUUGUGUCGGAAGAUGAGGUCUCUGCCUGGGAGGAUAGAUAUGAACAGGCUUCACACCGUCAAACGCUUGGACAAGGCGAGGGACAACAGAUUGUGCUGGGAAGGGUUGAGGUCGGAGCUAUGAAGCAUGUCGGGAGAGAGGGGAAGAAAUUAGAGAGAGGACGGAUUGUGCUGACGCGAGAUGAAAGGGCGGAAAUUGUGAUCAUGCAGAAAGAUGGAAAAGUGUCGAGCUUGUCCAAAGAACAGUUGAAGAAGCUCAAGAUUUCACCUGAAGAAAUUGACGCUUUCCGGAACGAGUUGCAGAGGGUGGCAGGAAACAAGGAUUGGAAGAUUGAGAAAUUGGAUGAUGUCCAUGGACAGACUCAAUUGAGAGGGGUGGUGUCGAAUGAUGCGAAUGAUAGAGAUGAUGAUGAUGGGGGAGAAAGGAAGGGGGAGGAUGCACAAGAACAGGAGCCCACAGACCAGGGCAAGCAGGAUAAUGCAGAGGAAGGAGAUGCAUUGAAGGAAGAAGAUACUCUGGGAAGUCAAGAAGAGUACGGAGAGGAUGGUUGAAGCAAAUCUGCAUGUGAUGCCUGUUGAUUCUGUCGUUGGCCUGCCAGUAUCUGUCAGGCACGGUGACAUGGAAUGGCCGAUCGAUGAGCCACGUGGGAAUCAUGCUCUCCCAAGUCGAUUGAUAAAUUCCAACUUGAAACUAUAGAGAUACCCAACUUAGGUUAUUAAGUACCUAACUUGAGGACGACUUCGGC
Messenger RNA from Exophiala mesophila, 1857 nucleotides. RefSeq lists its product as uncharacterized. Gene Ontology annotation, biological process: endoplasmic reticulum unfolded protein response; retrograde protein transport, ER to cytosol. NCBI's taxonomy places the organism in Eukaryota, Fungi, Ascomycota, Eurotiomycetes, Chaetothyriales, Herpotrichiellaceae. Bases 74 to 1663 code for a protein of 529 amino acids. The transcript is spliced from 2 exons. The record is from RefSeq and is a predicted model, not a curated record. Gene Ontology annotation, cellular component: endoplasmic reticulum lumen.